This is a messenger RNA of Zonotrichia albicollis (white-throated sparrow), 3791 nucleotides long. NCBI's taxonomy places the organism in Eukaryota, Metazoa, Chordata, Aves, Passeriformes, Passerellidae. The record is from RefSeq and is a predicted model, not a curated record.
GGGCGGUCCCGGAGCCGGGGGACAAACCGGCUGCCUGGAGGGGUGCGGGAGGCUGGGGAUGAGCGGGCUCCGGGUCCCCGAGGCUGAAAGGGGCGCUGACUUCUCCAGCUGCACUUGGGCUGCGGGACCAUCAAAGCCAACACACUCAACCUUGUUUUCCCCCUGUUAUAAAUGAUCGACGAGAAAGCCAAAUUUAUAAAUGGGAAAGAUUUUAUUUUCGCUACCAGAAAUACGCUCCUCAAAAAGCCACAGUCAAAGAGAGCAUCGAGCCCGGGGUUGGCUCUGGGUGAACCUGGACCCGACCUCUAUCGCAUCGGAUCUCCUUCUGUUCACAAAUGCCGUCCCCGAGGGGGCUGGUUUUUACAGUUUUUUCUGCCUGAGUCAGAGGUGUCCCGAUUUCUUGUCACCCCGCAUAAGUAUGAAGUUUCUUUUUACUGUGCAGGGCUGGACAAUUGCUAUUUCUUGGGCGGUGGUGGGCACUGAUAAUGUCAGGAGAAGUCCUGUAUUCAGAAGUAUGUUUUUGACCACCUCGGUUAUCUUGAUUGAUUAUACUUAUCAAGUACUGAUCGUCCUUGGGUGUUCCCGGUGGUUCCAGGGGAAGCCCAUCUUCGCACCAGCCAGGUUAUUUCAUUUGCUAAGGUGGCAUUCUUUUCCUGCUGCCACCAGGAGUUUCACAAAUUCAGUGAGGUAAUCUGUCUCUAGGUUGUCCAUGGUCAGAGGCUCCUGUGAUGUUUAAUUUAUUUUCAAUUGAUUUUUAUACAUUUUCCCCCUACACAUGAAUUACUUUACAUUACAUAUUACACCUCCACACCAGGAUUUCCCAUUCCCAAACCUUGGCCUGAUGCAGGAGGAGGAGGAGGCUGCAAGGAAGAUGUCCCGGGAGCUUAAAGCAGAGCAGGAGCUGAGCAUGGAGAGCAGGGAGGACAAAUCCCCACACCAGAACCUCGUGGAAGAGGCUGUUUUGAGCGGCUCCACAGCACAAGAACCCAAUGCGGAGGAAAAGCCCCAGAGACCCCACAUGAGGAGGGGCUGCAAACGCCGAUCAUGGGGAUCUGAGGAGGAAAGACCCACCCUGGACCGGGGAGGCGGCCGGAGCUCAGAGCUGGGAGUCCAUGAGCAGGUUCAGGAUGGGGAGAAGCCCCACAAGUGCUCAGAAUGUGGGAAGAGCUUCAAUUUCAGAUCCAAGCUGAUCCGCCACAUGAGAAUCCACGUUGGGGAAGGGCCCUACAUAUGUGGGGAGUGUGGGAAGAGCUUCAGGAUGAACUCUGAACUGACCAUCCACCAGAGAAACCACACCGGGGAACAGCUCUACGAGUGUGAUAAAUGCAGGAAGAGGUUUCGGAGCAGCUCCCGUCUCGUCAGGCAUCAGCGGAGUCACACAGAUGAGAGGCCCUUUUGCUGCCCCCAUUGUGCAAAGAGCUUCAAGGACAAGUUUGUCCUCAUCAUCCACCUGCGCACCCACAGCGGGGAGAGGCCCUACGAGUGUGCUGAGUGUGGAAAGAGCUUCGCCCAGCACUCCACCCUGACUGCCCACCUGAGGACCCACACGGGGGAACGGCCCUACGAGUGUGCUGAGUGUGGGAAGGGCUUCAGGACGAACUCUGAACUGACCAUCCACCAGCGAAGCCACACCGGGGAACGGCCCUAUAAGUGUGAGGAGUGUGGGCAGAGCUUCCACAAGAGCUGCCACCUGACCCGGCACAUGCGAAUCCACACAGGGCUGAAACGGCCAUACAAGCAUGGGGAAUGUAAGUGUGAGCAGUGUGGGAAGAGCUUGAGGUCGAGGUCUGAACUGAUUGUCCACCAGCGGAGCCACACCGGGGAGAGGCCCUUCAAGUGUGAGGAGUGUGGGAAGAGCUUCAUGUCAAAGUCCCACCUGGUUGGCCACCAGAAGAUCCACACUGGGGAGAGGCCCUUCGAGUGCGAUAAAUGCAAGAAGACGUUUCCAAUCAGCUCCAGUCUCAUUCUGCACCAGCAGCUUCACACAGAUGAGAGGCCCUUCCGCUGCCCUGACUGCGGGAAGGGCUUCACCCGCAACUGCAAUCUCGUCACCCACCGGCGCAUCCACACCAGGGAGAGGCCCUAAGAGUGUUCUGAGUGUGGCAAGAGCUUCUCAGAGAGGUCUGCCUUGAGCAGACACCAACAGAGCCACCACUAAGGGCAGCCCUGUGAGUGCCCCAAAUGCAGGAACAGCUUCGUUCCCGUGACAUCCUUUGUCUUCUGAUUUUGGUCCUUUCCCCCCACUUUGAUAUUUUUCCCUCUGUUUUGGAUCCUUUCCCCCUCUUUUGCAUCCCUUCUCCCUAUUUUGUGUCUUUUCCUCCCUAUUUUGGAUCCUUUCUCUGUCCUUUGGGUCCUUUCGCUGUUUUGGGUCACUUCUCCCUUAUUUAGGGUCUGUUCCCCCCUAUUUUGGAUCCUUUCCCUAUUUUCCAUCCUUCCUCCCAAUUAUGGGCAUCCUCCCCUUUGACUUUGGCAAAUUUUUGGGUGCAUCCCACCCUCCAACCCUCUCCCUACCCCUUAACCCCUCACCCCCUUCCCCUCAGGUGUGUCCUCAGUUGUGUCCCCAGCCGCCCCUCCACACCACAUGGACUCAGUGCUCACCAUCCUGGAUGCCCUUGAGUCCCCAGCCCAGGACUGUGGAUCUCCUUUUCCAGGAGUUCCAGAGCUGGCCUGGCUUCCAGGGGACACCAGUGACACUGGGGCUCGGGGUUGGUGACCUGGCAGGGUUGCUGGGAUGGGGUUUGGGGUCAUCUUGGCACUGACCGAGGGUCUUGUCCACUCUGUAGUGAGGAGUGGCCCUGGCCGGAGAGUAUGGGAUGGAUGGGGCAGGAGAGGUUGGACCCUGGUCCAGAUGGACACGAGACCAUGGAUCCCACUCUGGAUGGACACUGGUCCAGAUGGACACCAGACCAUGGAUCCCAGCUGGACACUGGUCUGAACAGCACCUGGCCCUGCAGCCCCCCAGCCUGGCCAUACCCUGGACCACACUACUGUCCCACACCACUGUCCCACCAGCCCAUCCCAGUAGCCCCCAACCCAAAAUCUCCCAAAAUAAACCCAAUUCCAGAACAUCAGCUCCACAUGGUCCCUGCAGAGUGAGAGGGAAACUGAGGUGAGGGCUGGGGGAUGACUUUGGGGUGAUUGGAAGGGAUUUGGGACCCACCCUGGAGACCCCAGAAUGAGCACCCACCCCUCAGAUUGUCACCACAGCAUCCAAGUCCCCCCAGCUGUCACAUCAGGGGGACUCGAGGAGCCGCUGUGACCCUGCAGUCCCUUUGAGAGGUGACCCAUGGUGUCCCCUCGGUGUCACCGGUGUGUCCCCAGUGGGAGCCGCGGCAUCACCUCCUGGCGCACAGGUGAAGGAGGAGGAGGUUGGGGUGGGGGAGUGCAGGGUCGCACAGCAUCCUUGGGGGGGUGGAAGUGGUGAGGGAGACCCUGAAAUGUGGUCAACCCCCCUCCUGUAGGAUGUGGGUCACCCCUCUCUCUGUGGGGCACUGGUGGCAAACUGGUGGGUGACGGUGACAAAAAGAGCAAGUGCCACUUCUGGGAUGUACCAGAAAGGGGGUCCUGUGGUGCCACCAAUACCCUCCCCGCAGAGGGGAUGACAAAGGGAGAAUCAGAGGGGUCUCCAGGGUGUGGGGGAGGGAGGGGAAGAUGCGACGGGGGCGCAAAAGAAACAACUCCAGUCCCACACGGGGGUGGCAGUGAUAGUGGAGCCCUGGAAAAAGUUAAAGAUAGAAUCUAAAAUGUUAAGCUUUGUGUUUUUCCAGAUCAACUGCACCUGCAUAAGCAGU